Messenger RNA from Sclerotinia borealis F-4128, 981 nucleotides. The record is from the annotation of a GenBank genome assembly. NCBI's taxonomy places the organism in Eukaryota, Fungi, Ascomycota, Leotiomycetes, Helotiales, Sclerotiniaceae.
AUGUGUGUUACAGCUCUACUUUCUCCCGACACCAUUCCGGCCGGAGUCCCACGCCAAAACAGACAGGAUACACAAAUCUCUCAUGUCCCAGUCCCAGGACAACAAUCUGCAUCUACCAGUGAUGCCACAGCCACAGCCCCAUCCGGCCAUCAACCCCCCUACUUCCCUUACGAAACCAUCGGCCCAGUAGCCCACGCGCACUACACCCGCCCCACAACGACCUACUGGCAAGAAAUCAUCCCCACUUCCUCCAUCCCAUCUCUGCCCUAUUCCACAGUUCCCCCUUAUCAAUACUCUUACGCCGCAUCUCUUACCCCGUAUACCAGUUUGCUUCUCCCUAUUAGGCCUUUGGGCGCUACUACAGAUAGUAUCGCGGUAUGUUCAUUGGCAUUACCACAUGCUUCGAUGACUGUUGUUAAGGAACUGGCGAGGAUUGUGGCGAAUAAGAUUAGGAAGUUUGAGCCGGAGGUGGUUAUGGGGCUGCCUACUGGUGGGUUGGUUUUGGCGCCUUUUGUGGCGGAGGAAUUGGGUUUUGAUCGCCACGUCCCUUGGGGCUACUCUCAUAAACCCUGGUAUGGCGACCAGCUCAGCACGAAAAUCUCGUGUAUUUUUGACGAACCGGAUCAGGGGCCAUCGGUCUUUCUUGAUCCUAAUCUUCUCUCGUUGGUUAAAGGGAAGAGAAUAGCUUUGAUUGAUGAUGUUAUCAGUUCUGGGACUACCAUGGCCGCCAUGUUGAAGUUUCUAACUGAUGAAGAGGUCACUGAUGAAAAUAUCAUGAGUCAGAAAGCGACGGAUGAUGAGAAAAAGCCACAUCAAAAGAAGGAAAGUGGAAUGGGUUUAAAUGUUGUAUGUGUAGGAGUAGGAAUGUUACAGGGCGAGAAAUACAAGACGGAAUUGAGUCCGGAGGUAGUGGAGAUGAUUGUGGGUGCAGUCGAGAGUCCACUUUUGAAAGCGGUUGAAGGGGGUUGGGUUCCGAGAUGA